Messenger RNA from Orussus abietinus, 574 nucleotides. RefSeq lists its product as uncharacterized. Lineage: Eukaryota; Metazoa; Arthropoda; Insecta; Hymenoptera; Orussidae. The transcript has 3 exons. Gene Ontology annotation, biological process: NADH dehydrogenase complex assembly. The coding region runs from base 1 to 552 and encodes 183 amino acids. The record is from RefSeq and is a predicted model, not a curated record.
AUGAUCAUGACCGUGCAAACGUUGUUCGACUUCACGCGCUCCGACGAGGUGGACAACUGGGUAGAGAGUUCGGACACCACGAGACCUGCCGGGAUGUCAAAGGCAGUCCUCGUUAUGCAAAAGACGGAAGUUUACCAAAGAGCCGUGCUCUUCACCCUCUUCAACCCCCAGCCAAACGGGUCUGGGUUUGCUGCGAUUCGUUGCGACGGGAGCUUCAAUCUUUCCUCCGUGCGCUGCAUAAUAAUGAAGUGCCGAGGCCAAGGUGCGAACCUGAAAUACAAAAUGCUUCUUAGACACAAAGGACUAGGAAAGGAGUCGCCAAUAUACGGACAAGUUUUCACGGUACCGGAGGACGAAUUGGCGACGGUGAAGCUGCCAUUGUCGAAUUUUAAGCCUUACCACAGAGGUCAGGAAUUAUCACUGCAAUCGCAUCCUCUGGACACGUCAAUGAUCACAAGUAUAAGUCUAAAAAUUGACAAUGGACCGUAUCUUCCUGAUAAUCAGCCUGGAGUAUCAGCGUUAGAAAUAGAUUGGAUUAAAGCUACGAAGUGAGAAUGCGUAAAGGGCACCCCGU